Molecule: messenger RNA, 3357 nt
Organism: Quercus lobata
Lineage: Eukaryota; Viridiplantae; Streptophyta; Magnoliopsida; Fagales; Fagaceae
Exons: 4
Coding region: 1-3357 (1118 amino acids)
Molecular function (GO): RNA-DNA hybrid ribonuclease activity; nucleic acid binding
Source: RefSeq, a predicted model, not a curated record
AUGGCGGAAGGCACCGAAUGUGUCUAUGUUGGGGACAAUAGGUCUGUGCCGGUGAGUGGUAAAGGGAAGGUACUCUUGAAGCUAACUUCCGGUAAAGCUCUUUCACUUAAUAAUGUCCUUCAUGUACCUCACUUUCGACACAAUCUCAUUUCGGUACAUUUGCUUGGUAAGGCCGGUAUUAAAGUUUUAUUUGAUGGUAGCAUAGUUACUUUAACUAAGAAUGAAGUCUUUGUUGGUAAGGGCUAUGAUGAUGAAGGUCUCUUUGUACUUAAUGUUGAUCAAGUUAUUAAUGAAAAAGGUUCAUCUUCUUGUGCUUACUUAGUUGAUUCCAUUGAUGUUUGGCAUGAAAUAAGAAGGAGCAAGCGAGCUAGGAAGGAAAAGAAUUACGGUAACGAUUUCCUUGCCUAUGUUGUUAAAGAUGAACCUGUAAGUUACUAUGAUGCAAUUAAAUCUGUAGAUACACCUUUUUGGUUGAAAGCAAUUAAUAAUGAAUUAGAAUCUAUUAUGUCUAAUGAUACUUGGGAAUUAGUUGAGCUUCCACCCAAGUGGAACAAGCAGGAAUUUGGCCAUGUUGGAAACUGGAUCAAAUCACUUCGGAAUAGGCUCCAAGCACUGGAAACCAACCCGGAGCACAAUCUGGAAACCAUCCGGCAGGUCAGGCAGUCUCUAAACUCUUGGUUGGAUAUAGAAGAGGUCAUGUGGAAACAACGAUUUCGGAAUAUUUAUCUGAAGGAAGGGGAUCGUAAUACUAGUUUCUUCCAUACAAAAGCUUCGAACAGGAAGCAAAGGAAUUGGAUUCAGGGGCUGGAGGAUGGGAAUGGACUAUGGCAGGAGGGUAUGGAUGAUAUCGAGUAUGUCGCUACACAGUAUUUCUCCACAUUAUUUACUUCCACUCAGCCGGGAGAUAUGACAGAGCUUUUGAAUGCCAUCACACCUACAGUCACGGAUGCUAUGAACCUGCUGUUAACCAGAGAGUUUCAGGCCUCAGAGGUUGCCCUAGCACUGAAGCAAAUGCACCCCAAUACUACGCCAGGUCUGGACGGCUUGCCACCCCUUUUCUAUCAGAAAUUCUGGUCGCUCACAGGCACAUGCGUCACUCAAGCUGCACUGGAUUUCCUGAAUCAUGGUAUUGUUCCUCCUAACUAUAAUGACACACAGAUUGUUCUUAUUCCCAAAGUCCAAAACCCUAGAAAAAUUACUGAAUAUAGGCCAAUUAGUUUAUGUAAUGUAGCCUACAAGAUAGCCUCCAAAGCUGUUGCUAAUAGAUUGAAAAGUGUUUUAUCAACUAUUGUCAGUGAAAAUCAGAGUGCUUUUACCAAAGGGCGUUUUAUAACUGAUAAUGUGUUAGUUGCAUUCGAAACCAUGCACCACAUUAGCCAAAAGAAGUCUGGGAGGGUGGGGGAGAUGGCUCUAAAAUUGGACAUGAGCAAAGCCUAUGAUAGGGUAGAAUGGACUUGCUUGGAGAAUAUUAUGAGGAAAAUGGAGGGUCUUUCAGCACUACUUCGUCGUGCAACAGAAAGGCAAAAUAUCAAUGGUGUAGCUGUGUGUCGGAGAGCCCCAAGAAUUUCCCACUUGUUCUUUGCCGACAAUAGCUUGAUUUUUUGUCGAGCAUCUUUGGAAGAAUGUGAUGAGUUACAGCGCAUUUUCAGUGUUUAUGAAGCUGCCUCAGGACAGCAACUCAAUAAAGCCAAAACUGCCCUAUUUUUCAACAAAAAUACUCCGCGGGCAAUACAGGAGGAAAUAAAGUCUAGAUUUGGAGCUCAAGUCAUACGCCAGCAUGAAAAAUAUCUAGGAUUGCCUUCGUUGGUUGGGCGAUCCAAGAAGAACACCUUCCAUGAUCUAAAAGACAAACUGGGUAAAAAACUUUCAGGGUGGAAGGAAAAACUCCUAUCGAAUGCGGGCAAAGAAAUUUUAAUAAAAGCAGUGGGCCAAGCAAUACCUUCUUAUACUAUGAGUUGCUUCAAACUUCCAGAUUCCUUAUGUGAUGAGCUUGCUAGUAUGGUCCGCAAAUUUUGGUGGGGACAAAAUAAUGGGGUUGACAAAAUGGCUUGGCUUAGCUGGGAGAAGAUGUGCACUCCUAAGGAAACAGGCGGUAUGGGUUUUAGGGACCUCAAAGCAUUCAACUUGGCUUUACUAGCCAAACAGGGAUGGCGCCUUCAAACCUCUACAACUUCACUUUUCUACCGUGUCUUCCAUGCUAGAUAUUUUCCACAUGGAGACUUUCUCUCAGCCACUGUGGGGACAAGACCUUCAUAUGCUUGGAGGAGUAUAAUUGCUGCACAACAGUUAGUCCGGAAUGGGAGCCGUUGGAGGAUAGGAAAUGGAGCCAAAGUCUGGAUUUGGGGAGACUGCUGGCUCCCUUUAUCCUCCACUUUUAAAGCUGUCACACCAUGCCCGAGUGGUGGGGAAGAACUAUUAGUGGCUUCGUUAAUCAAUCACCAAAGGGGAGAAUGGAACUUGGAAGCCUUACAGCGAACUCUCAUGGCCAAGGAUGUGGAAUCGAUUCUUACCAUUGCACUGAGCCCAAUGCUGCCUGAUGAUAACAUUAUCUGGGCGCUGACUCCUUCAGGGAAGUUCACGGUGAAGUCAGCUUAUAGCUUGGCCCUUAAAGAGAGAGCUGGCAAUGACGUAGAGGAGAGCUCAAACUCAACACGGAUGAAGGAGUUUUGGAAGUUUAUUUGGCGAUUGAAUGUCCCUAAUAAGAUUCGAAGCUUCACGUGGCGUGCUUGCCGGAAUAUCUUACCCACAAAGGUUAAUCUCUUCCGGCGAAGGAUAACGGCGGAUAAUACAUAUGAGGUAUGUGGAAGCUUUGAAGAAACAACAGGCCAUGCACUCUGGCACUGUCACCUUGCGAAGGAAGUAUGGAAGGAAGCAGGGAUGAAUACGGAUAAGGUGAUGGACAACUGCCCGGAAUUCUUGGACUUAUUGUGGUAUGCCCGAAACGUGAAGCAGUGGCCGAUGGAGGACGUGGGUUUGAUGGUAACAACGGCAUGGGGCAUCUGGACGAACCGGAAUGAAGUGCGCCACGGAAAGAGCAGAAAACCAGCGUCCGUCCUCGUUGGGUGGACAAAAGAGCUCUUGGAGAACUUUGUGAUGGCUAACUAUUCUACACGGCCUUUCAAAGAUUCUGUGGAAGCAAGAUGGCAACCUCCCAAGCCUCCGUGGUACAAGGCAAACAUGGACGGUGCAGUUUUUACUCAGCAAAAGGAAGCCGGGAUUGAAGUGGUGAUAAGGGACCACCACGGAGAGGUAGUGGCAGCACUUAGCAAGCGGAUAAAGGCUCCGUUGGGUGCUGUUGAGAUAGUGGCUAAAGCAAUGGAGGAAGGUGUCCGCUUCGCAUGGGAAAUGGGAAUCUGA